Molecule: messenger RNA, 1743 nt
Organism: Setaria italica (foxtail millet)
Lineage: Eukaryota; Viridiplantae; Streptophyta; Magnoliopsida; Poales; Poaceae
Product: myb-related protein Zm38
Exons: 3
Coding region: 298-1302 (334 amino acids)
Source: RefSeq, a predicted model, not a curated record
GGAAAAUUGAUUAAAUGAUGAUUCGAUUAAAUAAUCGGCGAAGAAGAAGAGUGUAGGAGGCAGAAGCUGGAGCUAGAAGAGGAAGGGGCCAAGCCGUGAGAGCUCAUGUUAAAAGGCCUGCUAAACACCAACCAACCAUUUGCACCCAUGAUAUGUCAUAUGCAUAUUGCUACCUUGAUAGUUAUAACACAACUUGCAUCAACCUAUAACUCCCGUGUUGGCGGUGUGCAGAGCCAGCUAUAGUGUUAAGCUAGCUACAGCUAUUAACUGCUAGUGAAUUUCCAUUGUGUUGUGUGCAUGGGGCAUCACUCCUGCUGCAACCAGCAGAAGGUGAAGAGGGGGCUCUGGUCUCCUGAGGAGGACGAGAAGCUCAUCAGAUACAUCACCACCCAUGGCUACGGGUGCUGGAGCGAGGUCCCGGAGAAAGCCGGUCUGCAGCGGUGUGGGAAGAGCUGCCGGUUGCGAUGGAUCAACUACCUCAGACCGGACAUCCGGCGAGGGCGGUUCACGGCGGAGGAGGAGAAGCUGAUCAUCAGCCUCCACGCCAUUGUUGGCAACAGGUGGGCACACAUUGCCAGCCACUUGCCUGGCCGGACGGACAACGAGAUCAAGAACUACUGGAAUUCAUGGAUCAAGAAGAAGAUCCGCAAGCCGGCGGUGAGCACGACGACGACGAGCUCGUCGGUGACGGCGGCGACGAGCCCCCCGUGCAGCACGGCGGCGUCGGACGCAGCGGCGGCGCUCGGCCACCACCUGCAGACGCCGUUCAGCGCGGCGGAGCACCAGCUCGACGCCCUCAUCAGCCAGAGCUGCCUAGCGCUGCCGUCGAAGCUGAGCGGCGGCGGCCAAAACUCCCCGCCGGCGCCGCCGCUGCCUCCGCACUGCCCCUUCUUCAUGUUCGACACCAGCAGCGUCAGCCCGCCGUCGUCGCUGACGUCGCCGGUGGCCCAGCUGGCGCAGCACCCGUUCCUCACCUUCGCGGCGGCGUCCAUGGACGCGCCGGGCUACCAGCUGCCUCCCCUGGUCGACGGAAUGGGCAUGGGCAUGGCAGCCAUGGAUUGCGGCUUGGGUGAGGAAAGCAGAGGCAACAAUAGCCAAGCGGCGGCGGCCAUGGCGAACGGCGGCGGCUGGCAGCAGCAGAAGCAGGAGGAGGAGCAGCUAGGGCAAGACCAGUGGGACGAGGAGUCGGCGCAGCACCUGCUGAUGUGGGACGAUGACCAAGAACUAACACCGUCCAACCUGGAAGCCAUGGAAAGUGGUGCUCACUCCCUCCUUUUUAUGGGACCAAAUGACCAUGAAUGAUAUACUAAGCUGGUGUGUGCAUAUGCAUUUUUUUUUUCAAUUCCCUCCUUGAUACCUUUCUUGAUCUGAUCUGUUCUGAUCCCUUUUCUAGCUCUCACCCGAUCGAUCUGAUCUGUCUAUACAUGAAAUAAUGAGGUUUUCCAAGGCGCAUAAUUUAUUUUGAUGGAUUUUUUUCUCUCUUUUUUUUCCAUUUUGAUUGAUUUAACCUUUGUUUUCUUUUUUGGUUUUUGGAGUGAAGACUAAAGGAGUGUGAGUUAAUUGGGUUUUUGUAAAGAGAAGUUAUUGCAUGGAUGCAUGCAUGCAUAUGUUCAUGCAUGGCAUUGCGCUUGGAGUGUAAUUUGAUUGAUGUAUCUAAGUGAAUUUAAAAUAAUAAGCAAAGAUGACACAAAAAGAGAAGCAAAAAGGAAAGAAAGGGAGCCACGCUCUUUUCCCCUUUGGAUU